Messenger RNA from Ramularia collo-cygni, 933 nucleotides. RefSeq lists its product as uncharacterized. The record is from RefSeq and is a predicted model, not a curated record. The coding region runs from base 1 to 933 and encodes 310 amino acids. Lineage: Eukaryota; Fungi; Ascomycota; Dothideomycetes; Mycosphaerellales; Mycosphaerellaceae. The transcript is spliced from 2 exons.
AUGGCCGGAGAAGUCGAGUUGAAAAUGGAGGACGACGACAUGGCGAUGGAAGCGACCAUCGCUGAUGUUGAGACCGGAGCAGAUGAGCUGUCAAAAAUACUGCAACAAAUCCCAGAGCGCUUCAUCAMGAUCUUCGUUGGGACAUCUGACGAGCCCUGGUAUGUCCGACAGACUACGCUCGAACAGGCAUCCGAGUACUUCAUCAAAGCGAUCAAAAACGAGCAUUUGGGUGGAGAUCACAACAUCGGAGUCUUGAGGUUUCCGGAAGAUGAAAGACAGGUCUGGAAGCUACUGCUGUUCUGGAUCCAUAACAAGGAGAUGCCUGUGGCCGCUCACAAGAACGAUGCGGAUUGUCAAGUCAUGCAGGCGCUGAUGGUGAAGUGCUGGGUGGCGGGAGACCAGUACCUGAUGCCGGGGUUUCAGAACAGCGCUGCUUUGCAUCUUCUCUACUGGCUCGACGUGCCCAAAGUCCCGCACCAUGACGAGGACGGGACACACUCUGGACCUUUCCCCUGGGCAGUCAUGAAGCUCGCCUUCCAGACUACGGCCCCAGAAUCCAUGCUGCGCAAGAUUUUCGCCACUGCAGCUAWCGAAGCAAACUACCGUAUCAUCGAAGGUUCUUGCAGUACCCUCGCUACCCAGAGUAGGGGACCACACUCCAUGGAUGAGAUGCAAGCCGCGGUGGAAGGAUCCACAGGCGGUAUACACGACAUCAUCCAGGCGGCCGCCAAGUGGACUAGCGAAGGAAAUGGUUCAGCAGCGCCUGAAAGAUAUCUCAUCAGGCGAGCAUAUUCCAGCUGCUGCCAUCCUCAGAGCUACUCGAGCGGCGAAAUUGAGACGCUWUCGGAUUACAAGUUGCUAGAUACCUUGUGCGAUGCUCUCGCRGCCAAGAUACAAACAUUCAAGGACGAGUCUCGUUUGACUAGCCUCUAA